Messenger RNA from Penicillium pulvis, 1356 nucleotides. Its product is annotated as fungal specific transcription factor domain-containing protein. Lineage: Eukaryota; Fungi; Ascomycota; Eurotiomycetes; Eurotiales; Aspergillaceae. The transcript has a single exon. Gene Ontology annotation, cellular component: nucleus. The record is from RefSeq and is a predicted model, not a curated record. Gene Ontology annotation, molecular function: DNA-binding transcription activator activity, RNA polymerase II-specific; zinc ion binding; RNA polymerase II cis-regulatory region sequence-specific DNA binding. Bases 1 to 1356 code for a protein of 451 amino acids. Gene Ontology annotation, biological process: regulation of transcription by RNA polymerase II; DNA-templated transcription.
AUGUCUGUGAUGGGUAUAUUGCACGCUAAUACUACCACCCGUGACGAAUUUGCCGCCAAAUCGCGGGACUGGAUUCAUAUUGCACAAACAUGGCUCUCUGCUCCUUUGGAAAAAGAUCGUCUCACUUGCAAUGGAAUCCAGAUUCACUGUUUGCUACUUCUUGCGCGGCAAGUCACUCGGCUGGGGGCGGAUCUGGUUUGGAUCUCAGCGGGAUCUUUGAUGCGCAUGGCGAUGCAGAUGGGCUUACAUCAAGAUCCGAACUGUAUGGAGGAGAUGAGCCUACAUGAAAAGGAAAUUCGAAGACGGUUGUGGUAUACUAUCCUCGAGAUGAACGUCCAGGCGGCGCUGGACUCCGGGAUGUCACCCAUGAUCUCAGCAGGAGACUUCAAUACUUUGCCACCAUCCAGAAUGAGCGACGAAGAGCUUGAGUUGGGAGGAACACAGGUGGAAAAUCAGAGCGGAACGCACGGCCCAUCAUUCCAGAAGCAUCUGCUCCCUUUACUAGCAGACUCUCUUCCUCUCAGACUAAAUAUAACCAAGAUUAUCAACAGCCUACAGGAGGAACCGUCAUACGAAGAAGUCCUCCGUUUAGAAAAGGACUUAGCAAUAGCCUGUUGCACUGCAACGAGUGCCCUUGACAGCACUACGCCGCUUAAUCCUAUGUCGGACCCCUCCCGAUUUGCACUCAGUCACUUCACCCAUCUUCUCCGUCGCUUCACACUUUGCUUUCACUUCCCCUAUGCCGUCCAAGCCAAGAAGAAUCCACUCUACACCUAUUCGCAAAAGAAUUGCCUCGACGCUACCCAAGAUAUAGUUUCUAUUCUCGAUGACGAACUGUACGCCCGCCUCCUCCUCACCGGAGGCGGUAUGUUCCGCGACCUGAUUACCCGUGGCUCUUUCAUCCUCUACCUAGAAUUAACAUCCGACAUCAACGCAGACACGUCUCUGGUCUCACGGGGCCGAAGCCGCUCCAGACACGAGCCGAUCCUUCGUGACGCUCGUCGUGUAGCGCAAUAUGCGAAGGAGAGGAUGUUCCAUGGUGAGACCAAUGUGAAAGGGUACGUGUAUAUUAGCAUGGCAACGGCGCAGAUCGAGGCCUUGUUUGAUGGGUCGUUUCCGGAGGAGGCAGCGAUGGAUGCUGCGAGGGAUAGUUUGGAAACGUGCCGUAGGAUUUUGGAAGUGAUGGCUGCGAAAGGGUCGGCUUCGGUUGUUGAAGCUCAGUCUGAUGUUACGGAUGGGGUUACGUCUCCGUUGGGGGAUCCAGAAGGACAGUUUGACUUUCUGGAUGAUGGAAGUUGGGACUUUGAUUUUGGGCAGUGGAUUUUCUCUCAUCACGGUGGAGAUGUUUCGUUGUAG